AUGACGUCUAAUAACUUCUCAUAUAAUCCUCUAAAAAAUAAUUUAUACCAAUAUGAAAUCAAACCAAGCUAUGACAUAAGAUCAUGCAAAUGUUCUCAGAGAUAUAAGCAAAAAUGCCAAUGCUUUAAAAUAAAUACCUAUUCAAACGGAAAUAGCAACCCUUGGAAUUCUUUCACUCCUAACCCUUCCGUUGAAAAUAUUACUCAAAAGUUAAAAUCAUUUGACUUGAAAAGCGAUUCUACAAUACAUAAACAAUUAGAUUCAACAAUUCGAUUUAGAAAUGAACCGUUUGAAAAUAAUAUACCGUGGAAUCCUUAUGGAGUUGAUAGAAAUGGAGGAUUUGAUACUUUUGAAUCAUAUCCAAUUUCUCCAAUAUAUUAUUCCUUAUGGGAUAAGAAUGAAAAAUACAAAACACCAAGUAAUUGUGACGUAUGGGAUGCGCCUUGGAAUAAUAAUUUUGAUACUGAAGCUCAUGGUGCAUUGAGAUUGUGCGAAAAAUUGAAUUUAGAAACAACUGAGAUAAAUUAUUUAGAUUGGCAUAAUAAAGAUGAUUCGGAAUGCAAAUUAACAAGUUAUAAUGCGGAGGAAAAAAAUUUUCAAGAUAGCAACAAUACCAAUUACUUGAAUGAAACUAUACAGGAUUAUCAGAGCUUAUCAAAGUCAUUAACCAAGAAUGAGAAGAAUAUGGAAAACUGUUUGUGUAAUGGAAAUGACAUUUCUAGCCCUUUAGAAAUUUCCAGGCCUUGUAAUUCACCUGAAUUCUCUAAUCAAGAGGGGGAUAAUUGCGAUCAGAACGAAAAGUCUUAUAGGUGUUGCAUCGCUCCUUUGAGGAGAUAUAACAACGGAAAGGUUGGCUAUAGAUUAUCUCAAAAUUAUGUUCCAAAUAAAUCAAACAAUCAACAAUUUACCUUUCCGAAGAUCGAUUCAUUGUUGGAUUAUCCUAUAUUCGCUUCUAGGGUAAAUUGCGAUGUAGGCACUACUGAGCGUCAUGGCGGAUUGACAUGGAAUAGGCAUUCUAAUAAUGUUUUGUUGCCAUAUAUAGAGAACACAUGGUUAAAACAUAUGAUAGAUUCGUUGAAAGACAAGCCGGAAUGGUACGAACGGUUUUUUAAUAAUCUUGAAAAAUGCCUCAAAGAUGCGGUUACAUUCCUUUACAGACAAGGCAUCAAACCAUAUUUGGGCGAUGUUGCUAAUCAAAUGAAACGUUCUGUAGCAGAUAAUUUCUGGUCUGCUGCGGAAGUCGCAUAUGUUUCAAUUAAUUGUAAGGACAUUGUGAAACUAAAAAUAGAACUGAGAGUUAAGGGAGAGAUGGGAUGGGUGGUGUAUUUGGCGCAGGAACCACCAUGGUUUAAAGGAUUUGUAAACACACAUAGUACAAUAGACAAUUACUCUCCAUACUAUUGGAGGGCUUUAAAUAAAUUUUCAGUCGAUAUGGUAUCGUAUAAUAACGCAAAAAAUGGAGACAUAUCGACUGUUUUCAGUGGAGGACGGUAUGCUUUUGCUGAGAGAUUAAAAGAGCAAGUUGAUGCUUUUAAGGAUAUGAGACUUGGGCAAGUGGUCCAUUUGGUUCAGUUAGCUAUAUACAGUGGGAUUUUUGUAUAUGCACAACGAAUAUUACUUCCCGUAACAGCCUGUGAAAAAACAGCGGAAGAAUUAUUCCCUAGGCAGAAGAAAGUUAGGUAUCCAGUAUGUAUGUCUAUUAGGGAGGUGGCUCAUAUUAUAUCAUUAUUGGUUGAUCAUAGAAGGAAUGGCAUGGUUCUUGCACAGCUCAAACAACAAUUUAUGUUACAAUUUAAUCGAGAACUAAAUCCUAUGUAUUUUGGUUACAGGAAAUUACAAAAUCUACUACUAUCGGAAACGUUUUCGGAAAAUUACAAUUUAUUCGUCCCAAUCGAUAGUCCUCACAGAACACAUCUACAAAACAAAAAAUACCCUAUACCAAACGGAUGUAGAAUAUUUCAACAAUCAAAACUAGCCUACGAUCCAAAGAGAUUUUGGACCCCUAUGGAUGACUGGUACGAUCAGCUUCAUGUCCUAAAAGGCGAUAAUAUUAUUGAAAAUAUGCCAAUUGUUGUCGAAAAUGUCAUGAAUUCACUCAAUCUGGAACUGAAUUUAGAUAAGGAAUAG
Babesia microti strain RI is the source of this 2127-nucleotide messenger RNA. Its product is annotated as Protein PFF0380w. The transcript has a single exon. The coding region runs from base 1 to 2127 and encodes 708 amino acids. The record is from RefSeq and is a predicted model, not a curated record. Lineage: Eukaryota; Apicomplexa; Aconoidasida; Piroplasmida; Babesiidae.